Messenger RNA from Meloidogyne enterolobii, 735 nucleotides. The record is from the annotation of a GenBank genome assembly. NCBI's taxonomy places the organism in Eukaryota, Metazoa, Nematoda, Chromadorea, Rhabditida, Meloidogynidae.
AUGAACCUUAUUUGCAUAGAAUAUUCGACAGUAAAAUUUAAUUUAAAUUUUCAGGUAAUAAAUGCUAUCUACAAUCGAGUUUUUUCUCCUCGAAAAUGGAUGCCCAGUGUGCCUCUGCCUAAAAUUGAUCUCAAUUCCUCAACUUUGUCAAUCGGAAAUGUUACAUUAAAUUAUAUUAGAAAUGCGACACUAGAUGAAACUGUCGGAAAUGAUCAUCUUUGCCUUUUGGCAACCCAGAUGGAAUUAUUGGAGAAAGUAAGUGCAUGUGUGCAGGCAAAUUGGCUUCUUUCACUUGUUGGACCCUCACACUGUGGCAAACGCUCUAUAAUUAAAAUUCUUGCGGCAUUGAAUGGAAAGCAACUUCACACGAUGCGUCUCACUUCGGGAACGGAUGCACUUGAUUUAUUAGGAUCGUUUGAACAAAUUCAGGUAGAAUCUUCUCCGAUUUUACACAAUGAGAAUGAUGAAAAUUUGACAUUGGAUGAAUUAACAUUUCCUGAUAAUGAGUGUGGAGAACUUUGUUUUAAAUGGGUUGAAAGUAUAUUUUUGCGUGCCUUUCGUGAUGGACAUUGGUUAUUGGUUGAAGAUGCUAAUUGUUGUAAUUCAGCAGUAUUAGACUGUUUAAACUCUUGUCUUGAGAGUACAGAUGGUGAACUUCUUUUACCCAUGGAUGAUUCACAAGUGGUUCAUCGUCAUCCUGACUUUAGGCAUGUUGACUUUAGACCUUUACUUUAA